This is a messenger RNA of Ustilago hordei, 2445 nucleotides long. RefSeq lists its product as uncharacterized. Gene Ontology annotation, molecular function: UDP-N-acetylglucosamine-lysosomal-enzyme N-acetylglucosaminephosphotransferase activity. Bases 1 to 2445 code for a protein of 814 amino acids. Gene Ontology annotation, cellular component: Golgi apparatus. The record is from RefSeq and is a predicted model, not a curated record. The transcript has a single exon. Gene Ontology annotation, biological process: N-glycan processing to lysosome; carbohydrate phosphorylation. NCBI's taxonomy places the organism in Eukaryota, Fungi, Basidiomycota, Ustilaginomycetes, Ustilaginales, Ustilaginaceae.
AUGUUGAGGUACCUCCGUCUACUGACGGACUCGUUCACCGACCGAUAUCGUCAAUACUUGCCCCUGCCAACAAGCACACCGCGCGGCAGUGUCAGCACACAAGGCAGCCAUAGCAGCAGCUCGUCACCAUCCGAUCCGCCAUCCUCACCCGUGACAGCCAGUCCGUCGAAAGGCUUUGGCAAGAAGUCUGGGCCUCGACGUAGAUCCCUCUCAUGGCACAUCAAAUUCCUGAUACUGCUCGUAGCUCUUGCCUAUGCAUUACACACGGCAGUCCGACACUUUUUCUUCCCACCGCCAGCCUCGGCAGAAGAAGCACGAGCAGAAGCACUCUCCCUUCUCAGUAAGCAGCUUGCAUCCCCAUCCUACCCGCAGACUCCUUUCGCCGACUCGCAAGGGCUUGAUGCACAAACCCCGGCCGCAGAAUCAGUACACCGCCUGUUCGAGGACCGCUCACCCGGAGUCGCAUCACGUGAUGUCCUGCCCAUCAGAGCAUACGAUGCCCUGAGCGACACAUGUAUCGAAGAAUGGGUGGUUCAACACCGUUGGGGCGACGCAUGUAGAGGUACCGACUUGAGUCAAGGGCUCAAAUUCGACGCCGUCUGGGCUUGGGUCAACGGAAGCGACCCUGCUCAGAUCUUGGCUAGACACAUCUACAGACCCUCUUCGCCCAUCAACGUCGAUGCAGCCCACCGUUAUGCUGAUCACAAUGAGCUGCUCUACUCGAUGCGAUCUGCCUACCAUUCCUUUGGUGCCCAAGCCAUUGGCAAGAUGCAUAUCAUGGCCUCUGCCUACCCUCUUCCCGAACAAACCCUAGCAGCUUUGCCAAACCACGGCCGAAAAAGCAGCGGCGAGGAGUCAAUCAUCAUGGCCGGUCAAGUACCUUACUGGCUCAACGCCUCGCUCCACGGAACCGAAGCUAAGAUUGACUUGCAUCACGACGCCGAGUACUUCCGACCCAUGCAACUUUCUGAUGAGAAGAAGCAGCUCUCGUCAGCUGAUGCUGAUCAAUGGCGCCAACAGACCAUUCCUAGCUUCAACAGUCUUGCAGUCGAGUCUCAACUCUUCAACCUGCCUCGUGCAUCAUCCGACCAGCUUCUCUAUCUGAACGAUGACUUUUUCACCAUGGUCCCCAACUCUGUCUCGGACCUCACCUCUCCACUCUUCGGCACUGUCAUCAAGAGCGACACUCGCUUCUUCUCCUUCUAUCGCCCUUCAGAACACCCUUUCCAGCGCCUUUGGAACCCUGCAGGUGAAGAAGUCGGAAUCAAGCGUGCAGCUUGGAUCCUGGGCCAGCGCUUCCCCAUGCGUACUCUGCCGUACAUCACACACCAUCCGCGAUCUUUGUCUCUGCCUUUAUUGAAGGAGGCUGCACAGACUUUCCCAGAAGCAUUCUCGAACACGACACUGGCCAGAUUCCGGGCGCAAAAGGAGGUGCCGACUUCGAUCCAGGCUUUCUUCUUGGCUAGUUGGUACAUCAUCGAGAGACACCGAGAGGCUUUGUUGUGGUCUUGGAUUGUGGCAAAGUGGGGUGGUAUCGGAGGCAAGCUUUCGAGCAAGACAAAACAGGCCAUGUGGGAGGAGCUUUCCGGCUCACGUGGGCUUGAAGAUCUCGAGGUAACAAGGCCGGUUCGCAAGUCGCGAGACGAAGACAAGGAAGCCUUCGAAGCAGCAGGUGUUCCAGCUCCCAAGAACACCGAGUACUCGUUCUCGUCUCAAGAUGGCCACGCACUAUCCUACCUUGAUUGGAGUUGGCCUUGGCAGUGCACACGCAACGGUUAUCCUGAUCUUAGCGAGGCUACCACACAAAAGCGCAACCACGCUCGAUCCUGGUUGCCCUCUUCCAGCAACGAGUCGCCAAAAGUCUGCAGCUUGUCCUACAGCAAGUGUUUUGCUCCGCAGAAGGACGAAGAGAGUGCAGAUGCAUUCUUCAAACGCAUUGCCUUCGCACCUUCCACUUCGGCCAAGUGUGGAGACUGCAUCGUUGCAGCACUUCUCAAAGUAUCGGGUCGAUCAGGUAUCUCGGCUUUCCUUCCUCCCUCGACGGCCACUUUGCGCGUCCCCGCCGACUUUGACAGCCUCGGCUCCCGUGCUCACCUUCCUCUCACAGAGCAGUGGAGAGAGACAGACUUUUCGCUCUCUUCCAUCCUUGCUCAACCUCAGGGAACAAAAGAGAUUUCUCUUAGGACGUGGUGUACAAGACUCAUCCAGCGAUACCAGUACGUCCUCGGCUCGACUCCGUCCACCUUCUACAAGGUGGAAUACGCGUCUCGUCUCCCUGGACAGCUAGAAGCUGUCGACAAGACCCUAGACACAAAGAAGCCAACCACAUACGUCUGUCUCAACGACGAUAUCAAGGAAUCAGAAGAAGGUACGAAGAACGUGAACCAAAUCAUGAAGGAUUGGUUCGCUUCGCAUUGGUCGAAGAAGCUUCCUGGAGAACUCUAA